AUGAAGACCCUGAGAAGGAGGGGGGAGGAGGGGAUCAAGGGGGACGUGUCUCCACCACAGACUCUGCCAAAGAUGCAGACGAAGGAGCAGAAUGAGGAGAAGGGGGGGUCCCCCACCCACCCCGCCCAUGCCACUGAGCAUAGCACCACCCCCCGACUCAGACUCCCACGUACGCGUGGGCCAAGCAGAGCCGAACUUGGCGAGAGAUCUCUAGGCGGUGGGCAAACGCCUCCGAGCGGCCUCGAGAAUUACUUUGCUCAGCUCGACCAAGUCCUGAGGGCGGAGGGAUAUGGUGGCGGUGGUGGUGGUGGAACAGCGGAGGGAUUUUUCCGGCGUCGUAAAGAGAUUGGAGGUGGCGUGGAGGAGGAGGACGAGGAAGACGAGGGGGAGGUUUUCCGUCUGCUACGUUUGCUCUGCAGUGCGAUGCUGGCCCUAUUCGUACGGAUUUUCGUCGUCCAGUACCUGUCCAUAUUCGCUCCGUUCCUGACUCUACAAGUCGCUCUGAUGGGCAUUGGAAAAUUCUUCCCACAGUACGAACGGAGGGUUCCCAGAUGGAUGCCCACAGAGCUCACUCGCAUCCUCACGGGGAACUCGAGGCAGCGAAGUGUUUCCACGGGAGACUGCCCGACCACCCCCUCCGCCACCACUCCCUCCGCCACCACCCAGACCGCAUUCCCCCCGUCGGCUGCCACCACCCUGCGUAACCUCUGGAGCCCGUCGGUUAUCGGCAUCGCCACCCAGGGCAGCUCGCUCUCGGCCCUGCUCCCUCGGCUCUUGCGCUUCUACGCGCGUCUCACGGACGCCUGCGCCGACCUCGCUGUCUAUUUCUUCACAAUCUUAGUUUGCCACGAGGGCAUGCGGGCGCUCGGCGCGGAGAUGGAGCAGGAAGAGUAGGGAGGCAAGUAGGGGUCGAGGAAAAGGAGGGAACAGGAUGAGAUGAAACAACGGCACGAGAGGGAGGAUGGAGGGAGUUUCGAGUCGAUUACAACUAGGGCUGCCACAGUAUUUCUCGCGAUGCGAUGUCAGAUUUCGCGAUAUGAUUCUCACGAUAUCUGUUUUCCAUUAGUUUGUAGUAUUUAUUAUUGUGUUGUUUUUGUGCUUUGCUGUCAUUCCAGUCAAAGUUCUUCAACUGCAGUGCACACAACAUGAGCCCGCCAUGAGUUUUUCUAUUCAUUACAAUCUGCAGUGCACAUGCUGUCAGCUGCACAAUAAAUAAGCAAUUACAACUAAACCUAUGACAUCGGUUACUCCGGAAAACUUUUUGUAAAGCACUAAUUUAAUUGGCGAGAGCUAUUUAUUUAGAACGUGGUUAAGUGUGCUUUUCAUUUUGUAUAUAUUUUGUCAGGAAGUAAAAUUUUGAUUUGGAAUAUAUUGGCCAAAAUAACCACGAUGUCACGAUACUUUGCAUAGUGGGCGAUACGAUUCUCCGUAGUCCUUGUAUCAUACGGCAUCAUAGUAUUGGCACACCACAGAAACCCUCGUCAGAAGUAGAGAAUGAGAGCAGACGAGAAGGAAACACUGAGUAGCUGAGGAGGGAAUGAGAGGAUUACAUUCGGAGAGAAUGAGAAGGCAUAUACUCGAGAAUUAAUAGAUUAGGAGGGAAUGAGUAGAUUAACGGGGGAAAUUAGGGAAGCGUUUAUUAGAAGUACAGAAGUAGGAAGGGGGUGAUACCUUUUUCCUCUGAGACUAAGGUAAGUUUUACUACAGCUAUCGGUCUUGCAUGCGACAAAGGAGAAUGGAAAUUUCCGAACGUUGAACAAUGAUCUGUAACGACAUGAUGAUAAUAAAGGUCAUAAAAAUG
Messenger RNA from Lethenteron reissneri (Far Eastern brook lamprey), 1801 nucleotides. RefSeq names its product calcium modulating ligand (gene CAMLG). NCBI's taxonomy places the organism in Eukaryota, Metazoa, Chordata, Hyperoartia, Petromyzontiformes, Petromyzontidae. The record is from RefSeq and is a predicted model, not a curated record. Gene Ontology annotation, biological process: tail-anchored membrane protein insertion into ER membrane. Gene Ontology annotation, cellular component: GET complex.